Molecule: messenger RNA, 2034 nt
Organism: Tilletiaria anomala UBC 951
Lineage: Eukaryota; Fungi; Basidiomycota; Exobasidiomycetes; Georgefischeriales; Tilletiariaceae
Product: glycosyltransferase family 57 protein
Exons: 2
Coding region: 1-2034 (677 amino acids)
Biological process (GO): protein N-linked glycosylation
Cellular component (GO): endoplasmic reticulum membrane
Molecular function (GO): dolichyl pyrophosphate Glc1Man9GlcNAc2 alpha-1,3-glucosyltransferase activity
Source: RefSeq, a predicted model, not a curated record
AUGACAUCGAUCAACGGUGCGACUGAUAGAGUCGUGCUGCUGCAAGGCUCUCGACUAGGCGCAAGAGACGUGUCGUACUCGGGGGGUAGCACUAUCAGCAAGGCCCAACCAUCGCGACCAUGGCUAGAUCCGACAGACAGGGUGCUACUAACACUCAGCACCCUCGUGAAAGCCCUUGUCGGCACGAACAGCUACCUCAGCACGGACUUCGAAGUGCAUCGCAACUGGCUUGCUAUCACGCGCACGCUACCUGUGUGCGAGUGGUACUUUGAUGCGUCGUCUCCCAAUGCCACGCUGGACUAUCCUCCAUUCUUCGCGUGGCUGAGCUGGUUCUUGGCGCUUCCAGCGCUGCUCUUCGACCCGUUGAUAGUCUCCUUACACGACGGGAUAGGGCACUCGGCGGGACUUGCAAAAGGGUACAUGAGAGCGACGGUUGUGGUAACCGAACUCGUCUAUGCCGCGAGUUUGCUAGCGCUCAGCCGUCCAAGCCGUGCCGAUGUAGCCACCGGAGCAGCGCCAUUAGAGGACGAGAGCAGAAAGAGACUGAUGGCAGCGAGCCUCCUUCUUCAUCCGGGGCUCAUUAUCAUCGAUCACAUCCAUUUCCAGUACAAUGGUUUCCUUUUCGGGAUCCUGUUCUGGUCCAUGUGGGCUGCGCAAGAGAAUAAGCCGUUGCUGUGCGCGCUCUUAUUCUCAAGCCUGCUCAAUUUCAAACACAUAUACAUGUAUGUGGCGCCGGCGUACUUCGUCUAUUUGCUACGAUCGUACGUCUACCCGCCAGGCUCAACCUUACGUACAAUGCCAGCUGCGAUCGAGCGUCUCGUCACUCUCGGUGCAUUCACCCUCGCACCCUUUGCGGUCAGCCUUCUGCCGCUCAUGGUGUCUGGCUUCAAGCACGAAGCGGGAUCUUUCGGGGUGGUCGCGCAGAUGCUCUCGCGCAUGUUCCCGUUCAGUCGAGGCCUGAACCAUGCAUACUGGGCACCGAACUUUUGGGCAUUGUACACGGCCGUAGACAGGGUGUUGCUGCUGGUCGUUCGGCGUCAGCGCUCGCUCAUCCGAUUCCUGCCAAUUGGUUUGCAGCAAAAUUUCGCAAAAGCCUCAUCGACUGGCUUCGCCUCGGCAUCCAGAGGCCUGGUGGGCAACACAGAUUUCACUCUGCUGCCCAAUGUCGCGCCUCGCACCUGCUUCCUCGUUACGACGCUUGUCAUGACAGCGUACAUGACAAAGCUCUGGCGAGCACCGACGUACAAGUCUUUCAUCUCGUGCAUCACACUCUGCGGAUUCGCAUCGUUCCUUUUUGGAUGGCACGUCCACGAGAAGGCGAUCCUUAUGAUCUUGCUCCCGCUCACCUACCUCGCCGUCGACGAUUAUGAUCACUAUCGCGUAUUUGUUCUGCUCAGCGUUGCGGGCUGCUUCUCGCUCUUUCCAUUGCUUUUUCAACCGGCUGAGACGCCCAUUAAAGUCACCUACACUGCGCUCUGGCUCGUCAUCGUGCUCGGCGCUCUAUCGAGGAAGGUCUUCAGACCGAUCCCAUCAAAUCUCGGAUUCGUGCUGCACGCCCUCGAAACCGCCUAUCUAGCUUGCUUCCCUCUCGUGCUCUUUUACACAGCCAUCAUCCAUCCACUUUUGAUGCCGCUUGCCUCAGUAGCCAAUACCGCGACCCCAGCGUCCGGAAUGCUCACGAGUAGCGCGAUAUCCAUCGUCACGCCAGCCGUGCAGUUGACGUCGAACGGCGGCGCCGGCUGGGAUGUGCCGGGAGACGUAUUCGCAGCAGCCUCAGCACAGCUUGGCGACGUCAUUACCUCGUCUGCAAAUGCUGUCGCACCUGCAGCAGCCGCUCUCGGGAUUGCUAUGGGCGCACACUCAACAGCGGCAGCGGCGCCGCCGGCACCAGCGCUCGAGUUUUUGCCACUCAUGCUUACAAGCGUAUAUUGCGCCGUCGGCGUCGUCUGGACGUGGGUCAAGCUCUCUGUGCUCUAUUUGCAAAAAGACUUCGGCGAGCGCAUGCCGCAAGCCGCCAAAGUAAAACGAGGGUGA